GCACAACGAAACACAACGAAUUGCUCAUCCUAGUGGCUUACAAUGAAACUCCUCGUAACAUCAUUCUGGUUCUUCUCGUGCGACCUUCUCUACGUUGAAGCAGAAGUGGACGAAAGUGGCCAUUUCCGUGGGCUCGGUCCUGUGAACGGCGAUCCUAACGACGAAUUCUAUUACAUGCAGAAGGCUUAUCUUGAGGCCAUCUCUAUACCGGAGGCUUGGGGUAUCCUGGACUCUACUCCCAAGAGAACAUCUGUGACCAUCGCAGUUAUUGACGACGGAAUCGAGGCCACUCAUCCUGACUUGAAGGGUACCGUUAUCAAGGGUUACAACGUCGUUGAUAAGAAUGAUGAUACCAGUCCUCGAGGACCGCAUGGAACCGGCAUGGCGGGCAUCAUUGGUGCUAUCAGAAAUAACAAGAUCGGUAUAGCGGGUAUUCUGGACAGUGUGCGCAUACUGCCCAUAUCUACGGGUGAGCUUUCGACUUGGCCCGCAAUGGCGGAUGCUUUCAAAUACCUGAUCAAUAAGAGGAGAGAUGAUGUGAAAGUCAUUCUCAUGACGGAGGGGAGCUUUUCAAGUAGAUCCAAAGCCGUUACCGACAAGAUUCGGGAAGCAACUGCAGCUGGCAUGCUCGUUAUCGUCACGGCAGGGAAUGAGUACCUGGAUCUGGACAUAACCCCAUACUUCCCUUGUUCCUUCGACCGUUCACCCACUGAUGGAGUGUUAUGUGUAACUGCAACGUAUGGUACCAAAAUGCAGCUUAUGGACCAGAGCAAUUUUGGUUUAGCUGUUGACAUCGCCGCUCCAGGUUAUAAAACAGUUGCAACUAUUCUUGAAGGGGAGUAUGGCACUCGUUCGGGCACUUCGGGUGCCGCCGCUAUCGUAGCAGGUAUAGCUGGGAUGCUCUACAGCCUUGAGCCUUCUCUGAAGGCUAAGCUGACCCCUACUUACAUCAAAAGUAUCAUCAAGGAUACGGCCACCCAAGGUGUCAAGGACAGUAAAGGGGAAAAGACCCUUCCCUUCGGCCGCGUGAAUGCUGCGGCAGCUGUCAAUAAGAUACUUGAAAGAAAGAAGGUUUAAUUUUUCGCCCUGACUUCGUGUCAUGGUGGAGUCAAUGACACCGAGUCAUUGCUAACUUGUUCAGUGAACUCUCGUCUAGCUCGAUGGCCUCUCCCUUGCUCGAUAGAUCAUUUAUUUAUUCGAUUCAUUUAUUGUGAAUGUAAAGGUAUGAUCAUCAGACCUUCGAUCGUCAGAGUCUGAUGUCACAUGCGAUCGUAACGCUGAGGAU
Molecule: messenger RNA, 1285 nt
Organism: Perkinsus marinus ATCC 50983
Lineage: Eukaryota; Perkinsozoa; Perkinsida; Perkinsidae
Product: thermitase, putative
Exons: 1
Coding region: 43-1077 (344 amino acids)
Biological process (GO): proteolysis
Molecular function (GO): serine-type endopeptidase activity
Source: RefSeq, a predicted model, not a curated record